Molecule: messenger RNA, 4656 nt
Organism: Colius striatus (speckled mousebird)
Lineage: Eukaryota; Metazoa; Chordata; Aves; Coliiformes; Coliidae
Gene: TRIL
Product: TLR4 interactor with leucine rich repeats
Exons: 1
Coding region: 290-2596 (768 amino acids)
Cellular component (GO): extracellular matrix
Molecular function (GO): protein binding
Source: RefSeq, a predicted model, not a curated record
CCGGCCUUGCCGAACCGCAGCCCGCGGGCGGCGAGAGGCGGCAGAGCCCGGGCAGCGGCCGUCGCAACCGUUGCAGCCCUCUCGGCCGCUCCCCGCCCCCGGCCGCCUUGGGCGAGCCCAUGGUGCCGGACAGCGCGACCCGCAGCCGCCGCCGCGCCCGCCUGCCCGGCGCGGAGCUCAGCUCGGCGCGGAGCAGAGGAGGGGCCGAUUAGCAGCCGCGGAGGAGGAGCGGGGGUAUGCCGGAGAGACCCAAAGCCGGCUGGGGAAGCAGCCCACGGCUCGUCCCGGGAUGGGAGCGCCGCGCCGGGUCCGCCUGAUGGUGCUGCCGCGGGUGCUCUGGUGCUCCGUCCCACUCUUCUUCCUGCUGCUGCCCGCGGCGGAGCCUAUCUGUCCUGAGCCAUGCGACUGCCAGCAGCACCAGCACCUCCUCUGCACCAACCGAGGCCUGCGCUCGGUGCCCAAGGCUGUCGAGCCCCAGGAUGUCCUCACCUACAGCCUCGGGGGCAACUUCAUUGUCAACAUCUCUGCCUUCGACUUCCACCGCCUGGCAAGGCUCCAGCGCCUGGACCUGCAGUACAACCAGAUCCGCUCUCUGCAUCCCAAGGCCUUUGAAUGCCUGGGUCGGCUGGAGGAGCUCUACCUGGGCAACAACCUGCUGCCAGCGCUGGCCCCUGGCACCCUCAGCACCCUGGCCAAGCUGCGAAUCCUCUAUGUUAACGCCAAUGAGAUCGGCCGCCUUAGCGCUGCCUCCUUCUCUGGCCUCAGCAGCCUUGUCAAGUUGCGACUGGAUGGCAACGAGCUGGGCUCGCUGGGCGAUUCCACUUUCUCAGGGCUGACGAACUUACUCUACCUGCAUCUGGAGUCCAACCGCAUCCGCUGGCUGAGCCGCGGGGCAUUCAAUGGCCUGGCUAAGCUGCGCUUCCUAGACCUCUCAGGGAACCAGCAGAGCUCCCUUCGUCACCCAGACAUCUUCGGUCCACUGCGCUCCCUGCACACCCUGCUGCUGGCCAGCAACAGCCUGCAGCACCUGACAGGAGGGCUCUUCCACCACCUGCCCAGCUUGGCGAAGCUCUCGCUCAGUGGCAACCGCCUGGCUCACCUGGCCCCGAAUGCCUUCACUGGGCUGGGUUCGCUGAAGGAGCUGCGCCUGGAGGGAAACAUGCUGAGCCACCUGCCCGCUGCCUUGCUGGAGCCACUGAGCAGCCUGGAGGUGCUGGAUCUGAGCCGCAAUGUGCUGACGACCCUGCACCCCACCACCUUCGGUCGCCUCGGCCACCUGCGCGAGCUGAGCCUGCGAGACAACUCGCUGGCCACCCUCCCCGGCGAGCUCUUUGCCUCCAGCCCGGCUCUCUACCGCCUGGAGCUGGAGGGCAACGCCUGGAGCUGCGACUGCCGCCUGCGCGGCCUCAAGCACUGGCUGGGGUCCUGGCACUCCCAGGGCCGCCUGCUCACCGUCUUCGUGCAGUGCCGCCUGCCGCCCGCCCUGGCCGGCAAGUAUCUAGACUACCUGCAGGACGCCCAGCUGCCGCCGCCGUCAGACGGCGGCUCCUGCCUCGACGCCGCCUCUUUCUCCUCCGCGCCCCCGCCGCCGCUAGCCGAGGAGCAGCGCCGGGCGCCGCUCGCCGCCGAGGGGCUCGGCAGCAACAGCAGCGGCGGCGGCGCGGCGUUUCCCCACGGGCCUCCGGGGCCGCCGCCGCCGACGGCCUCCUCCGCCCGCCCGCUGGGGGCGCCCGAGGGCGCGGCGGAGGCGGCCAGCCCCACGCCGCUGCCGCCCGCCCGCCCGCCCGCCUCCGGCCCGGCGCCGCCCAGUGCGCCCUGGCCCCGGCGAGCGGGACAGCCCCGCGCGGCGCCGGCCGCCGGCGUCCCGCCGCUGGUGUCCGAUCCGUGCGACUUCAACAAGCUGUUUCUCUGCAACCUGUCGGUGGAGGCGGUGGGCUCCAGCUCGGUGACGGUGCGUUGGGCCGUGCGGCCUCACCGCAGCCCCCGCCUGUUGGGCCCGGCGCGGUUCCGCCUUCUCUUCGACCGCUUCGGCGCCGCUGUCAAAUUCCAACGCUUCGUGUACCUGCCGGAGCGCGGGGAGCCGGCCGCCACGCUGCGGGAGCUCCGCCCGGACACUCCCUACCUCGUCUGCGUCGAAGGCGUCCUCGGCGGCCGCGUGUGCCCGGUGGCGCCGCGGGACCACUGCGCGGGGCUGGUCACCCUGCCCGAGGACGGCGCGGUGGCGGCGGGCGGGCCCCGCGGCCCUGACCAGCAGCUCCUCACCCUGGUGCUGCUGGCUGUCAAUGCCCUGCUGCUCUUCGCGGCGCUGGCCGCCUGGGCCUCCCGCCUGCUGCGCAAGAAGGUGUUGGGGCGGCGGCGCCGGAAGGCGGCUCCCGUCCACGUCCGGCAGCUCUACUCCACCCGGCGGCCCCUCCGCUCCAUGGGCACUGGUGUCUCUGCCGACUUCUCUGGCUUCCAGUCCCACCGGCCACCCCGCGGUGCCGCCUGUGCCCUUAGCGAGGCCGACCUCAUCGAGUUCCCCUGUGAGCGCUUUAUGGAGAGUGGCGGCAGCACCCGCCAUGCUGAUGAGCACCUGCUGCAGCGGUUCGCUGACUGAGCCCACCGAACUGCAGCAGCUGGGCAGCACUGCCACGUGAGAGUGGGAGCUGUAGCCAGCACAGCGAGGAGAGGCGGCCUGUGGUCUGCGAGGGUUUGGGGUGAGCCUCACAGGGUCACGGCCUCCGAGGGGGAAGCUGUAGCGCAGUCACUGCCUUCCACGGGCCUGAUUGCAGGCCGGGACUGAUGCCAUCUGUGAGAUGCACUUAAUCGGUCGUGUGUGCCAGGCGGUUACCACUUUCUCAGAAAUCAUUGCUAACCCAAGCAAAAGCCUUGACUGUAGUGGCAACAGUUCCAUGCCAUGAGGAGAACAAAACAAUGGGAGCUACUGCAAACAGCAGCUGGUGCCUCCCUAAUGUGGACACAGAGCAGUAAAUUUGAGUGUGGUAUUUUACAGGUGGUUUUCUUGGAUCAGAGUUGGUAGCAACAAUUGCAGUGAGCAGCCUGGGCCUGUCCGAGGGCACUUUGACAGGACUUGCUGAGGCACCAGCCCUUCCUAAUUAAAAAAUUUGGACUAGGGGUCAUCUUUUGACAUUACUGUUAAAACGUAUACAAGCUAUGAGUCAUCUGGAGGGCUGAGAAAUGUCUGCUUUGUGCUGGACAGUUUAAAGGCUGUGCCAUCUUAAGCCAAAUGUGAGGCGAUUUAAUGUGCAUUAGUGUGUUUUCAUAAUUUUUUGUAAACAGGAAAGAAUAAUGCAGCUGGUUAGUUUUACAGGAACGUGUUACUCACACCACUAGGAAAAACUAACAGAGUUUUGUAAUAUGUUUACAAAUGAUCUAUUUUUAAAUUGUUUUUGAAUAAAUACGCUUGGUACUUGGACACAUUAAUGUGUGCUGCAGUUGUCUGGGUCGUGAUGGUCGGCACAUAACUGACCCUCAUAUAAUCCAUCUUAAUUUCUAAAUGGGUGGAUGCAGAGGUGAACUGUUGAUGGAGAAAUAGUAUUGGUGCCUUUCUUCAGAAAAAAUAGAAUAUUUCAAGAAUGUGAAACAAUCUUUAUCCUAACAGGCAAUUCUCUCAUAGCCUACUAAAGCUAGAAGUUUUGUGUACCUCACUGUGAAAUAAAACAUUUUUGUAUAUUAAUCUAGAUUUUGUGUUUUAUAUAGCUGCUUGAGUAAUGCUAAAGUUGAACCCUUAUGCAGUAGUAUGUGUUGUUGGAGUUGUUUUUGUUUUGGUUUGCUUUUUUUUUUAAUCUGCAUUUUGCUUUUGGUUUUAGAGCAAUGCUAAUCAUUUUAUGAUCAGUUGCUCUCCACAUCCUCUGUCUCUUACUUUCCUAAAUAUUUACAGAAUGUGAUUCUGUUGAUAUGAAAUACGGUGGUUUCGUUUACAUUAAUAAUUCUUUCUGUGUGGUCUGGAAAGGAGCUAAUUAAGAGUCCAAACUGGGAUUACACUUUAAAUGCAAAUAUUUUAGAUGGAGUUUGGUAAAUUGUUGAGACCAUUGAUACUAUUUGUGCUCCUUUGAAUUUGAUGUACAACCUCAGAUGAACUCCUGUGGAACUUAAUGGCCUGAAGGAAGUGUUAGUGAACGAUGGAGGCAUUCCUUUCAAUAUCAUGCAUUCAUUGCUGUCCUGAGGUGCUGGUGACUACAAAUUGUUUAUUACCAUAAUUGCAAGUAAGCUAUUUGGAUUUCUUUUUUUCAGAUGAACAAGUGUUUACAAAAGAUACCAUGGUAACUGGUACUAUCAAUUGGAGUUCAGUAACUGAAUGGAGAGAAAAGACUUUGUGUUCUGAGGGAAUUUUGUUCAAUCCUUAAAUUCGAAUAAGAGGAAAGGAAAUAGAGAUCUUUUCCUUAAUCUUUUCCCUUUUAAGUGGAGAAAAUGAAGUCUUAAUUCUUGAGUCAGUAGCAACAAGCUCUUUGGGAUUUCAUUUGACAGGUGGUAGUUUUCCUGAAUAUCAGGGGCCAAAUUCAGUUGUCAGUGUAUAGAUUAAAAUUCAUAACACUUAUAGACACAUGUUGAGUGGAAUUAAAACAGAAGGAAUUCAGGAUCAGGUUUUAAUUUUUGUUACGAAUCUUAAAUCUUUGUUCUUUUGGACACCUGGGUGCUUUUGGGCUUUUAUGACUG